CUCGAGGUCUCAUAACCCCCGCAGGACGGUCCCUUUCCUUCUCUCUUCCUUCAGGCGCAGCGCGCUCGCUCAUUUCUCUCUCCCCUUCCUCCCCCCGGACUCUCGACAAAGAGUUUAGCAAAGACGGACAGACUAGACAAGAUCAUCAAGACACGAAUCAAAUUCCGAUGGCGUUCAAUAUGAAGAGAUCCUCUGGCCUUGAUUUCUCCGACAGGGGGCCUGCUCUCGACGCUCACCCGGAUCUCACCCUCAAUAUGGGCAACCCCAACCUCCAGAGGAAUAAGACGGAGAGACAGCGCAUGCAGGGUCUCAUGCGCAACACGACUCUGCGCGGGCAUUCGAAUGGCGAGCAGACGGGCGCCAAUAAGAAAAUGUCCAUGAAGGAACGCUGGGAUAUGUGGAUGCUCAACGAGGGCGGUCGGAGGAUGUUCUUCUACGCCUUCCUAUUCUUGCAUAUCUUAGUCUUCACCUUUGGAUGGUUUCAUUAUGCGUUGAAGGAUAAUUUGGUUGGCUCGCGGGCGACGUUUGGUGUAACUUUCGUUAUUGCUCGUACUGCUGCUCUCGUCCUUCACGUGGAUGUUAUCUUCAUCCUCCUCCCCGUCUGCCGGAAUUUCAUUUCUCUACUCCGUCGCACGGCUCUCAACGACGUCAUCCCAUUUGACAAGAACAUCACGUUCCACAAAGCAGUCGCAUGGUCGAUUGUGUUCUUUUCCUUUGUGCACAUCGCAGCGCACAUGGUGAACUAUGCGAAGCUCGCGAUUGCAGACACAGAUGCGAAGACGACGGGCCAACGUGUUGCGACGUUCAUCAUCGCAAACAUCAUCACUGGACCCGGUGCAACUGGAUGGAUCAUGACUAUUGCCCUUGGUGUGAUGGUGUGGUUUGCCAUGGAGAAGCGUCGCCGUGCCCACUUUGAGCGAUUCUGGUACUCGCAUCACUUGUUCAUUGUAUUCUUCAUCAACUGGCAACUUCACGGUAUGUUCUGCAUGAUCAAGCCAGACAGGCCGCCGUACUGCUCAUACAACACCAUUGGUGUCUUCUGGCGCUACUGGCUUGUUGGAGGAGUGAUCUGGAUUUACGAACGUAUCCUUCGUGAAGUCCGUUCCCGUCACCGCACCUACGUCUCCAAGGUCAUCCAACACCCUUCAAAAGUUAUGGAAAUCCAGAUCAAAAAGGAAAAAACGACGACCCGUGCAGGACAAUACAUCUUCCUCUCUUGCCCUGAAGUUUCUUACUUCCAAUGGCAUCCGUUCACUCUCACAAGUGCACCCGAGGAAGAUUACAUUUCCGUACACAUUCGUAUUGUUGGGGACUUCACUGCUGCUUUCGCUAAGGCUCUCGGAUGUGAUUUUGAUUCUAAGGACAGGCCUGAGAAGGGAGAUGAGGGUAAAGUCAUCCCGCCACCUGUCAACCGUGUUCUUCCACGUGUAAUGGUCGACGGUCCAUUCGGUUCCGCAUCCGAAGAUUUCCUGAAAUACGAAACUGUUCUUCUAGUCGGUGCAGGUAUCGGUGUCACACCCUUCGCAUCGAUCCUCAAGAGUAUCUGGUACAGGAUGAACGGAUUCAACAACUCCAAACCCACACGUCUCUCCAAGGUCUACUUCACUUGGGUAAUUCGUGAUUUCGGUUCAGCAGAGUGGUUCCACUCGUUGUUGAAGGCCAUUGAAGACCAGGAUACGAUGAGGAGGAUUGAGAUUAGUUUGUAUUUGACGGCGAAGAUUAAGGAUGAGGAUGCUACGAAUAUUAUGGUUCAGGAUGUUGGUGCGGAAAAGGAUGCGAUUAGUGGGUUACGUGCUCCGACGCACUUCGGCAGGCCGAAUUGGGAUCGCGUGUUCCCGUCUAUCGCCGAGAAGCAUCCUGAUACUGAUGUUGGAGUGUUCUUCUGUGGUCCAUCGGCACUCUCGCGCGUCUUGCAUAGCAAGUGUAACAAGUACUCGACCCCGAAGGGAACGAAGUUCUUCUUUGGCAAAGAGAACUUCUAAGCACUGGAUCAACGUUCCUCACGGACGCAGGCGGCAUCUCCCUGUAUCCUAUUCCCGUUCUCACUCCUUUAUCCUUCCUACCUAUGGUCAUUCAUUUCUUUCUCGUCCGAGUCUUUCGUUAUUUCGCUGUUGUUCAUGUCAGGAAGGGGUAGGAGGAAAAGAAAUGAAUGUAGGAUAUACAUAAUUAUUUCUCUGGUUGGAAGGAAAAGGAAGGAAGCAAGGACUGAGGAUAUUCUCUCUCUUCUCUCUCUCUUUCUCAAGGAUAUCAACUUCAAGGAUGAACGAAGGACGAAACCAGUAGUAUCUGUGUCUAGUGUCAGGUGAUCUCUCUUAUAGAAGUGGCCCAUUCGUUCGUUUUAUUUUCGGAUAUCAAUUCUCUGUGUCUAGUUUUAGUUAUAUAUGUCUAUGUCAGGUUUUUGCCUUUAUUUGUUGUUUAUCAGCGUAUUCAAUUUGCUUUCUUUUUUUCCCUUCUUUUGGAUAAUAAUAAUAUAAGUUU
Messenger RNA from Fomitiporia mediterranea MF3/22, 2478 nucleotides. Its product is annotated as NADPH oxidase isoform 2. The transcript is spliced from 5 exons. Gene Ontology annotation, cellular component: NADPH oxidase complex; plasma membrane. Bases 168 to 1982 code for a protein of 604 amino acids. The record is from RefSeq and is a predicted model, not a curated record. Gene Ontology annotation, molecular function: superoxide-generating NAD(P)H oxidase activity. Gene Ontology annotation, biological process: superoxide anion generation; defense response. NCBI's taxonomy places the organism in Eukaryota, Fungi, Basidiomycota, Agaricomycetes, Hymenochaetales, Hymenochaetaceae.